AGCCCAGGUGACUUAGGGUGACUGAGAUGCAGCCCUCCUUCCGCUCUUUCCCUCCAGGGUACUGGGAAUGGAUGACAUUUCUCAGUUUUUCUGUCCUGGAUCUAUGAAUUCUAUUGCCAGCAGUCUGGUGUCCCAGGUCUGGCGCUUCCUUGGCUGUGGACAUGAAGAGGUUACUCCAGCCCUGGAGCCCGCUGGGCUGAGUUAGCACUUCCCUCCACAUCCAGGAGCUCGCCAAGUAACAGCCCCUUCUGCAUCACGGAAAGGGGGUAGCAGAGCAGACUAGGGACACCCGCUGCAGUGGGUCGCAGCAGGAGCUCUGUCAGCAUGUGUCGUUCAGCGGAUUCCCACUGCCAGGCCAGGCUGCGGAGAACUGGAAGGCAAAGGCAUCUGGAGGAGUGAAGGAUGAGCCAGCGACGACAGUGGCCCCCCCAGCUGCAGAGCCCCUGCUCAAGCUGCUGCGCACGUCUUUUGCUGUCUCCCCAGGCUGCAGCGAUCCCUGGGACCCAGAAGACCCCUGGAGCCGCGGAGAUCCAGUCAGGACCCAGGAGCCCAGGACUGUCGCCUGUGAGGCCAGCUCCCCAGGGAGCCUGGGCAGCGCUUUGCCUGUAGCUGGUGCUGGGACGCGGCAGGGCUGGAGCCCUCUCUAGCCAGUGUGGUCCAGAGCUGAGCAGCAAUUGUCUCUUCCCUAGUCACAGGAGAGGCUCGUCCUGUUGGGGCAUUUUAGAUUGGGCUCUACAGCUAAGGCUUGUAGCUCCCUUGGUUUGCAGAACCUUCAGGGUGUCAUUUCUCACUUGAUCAGGGUUUGAGGGAAAAACGACAAGGAACAGAGCAGGUCUGGUAAACUUUGGAGGCGGGGACUUUUUUUUUUGAAGGGGACAAGUGGCCCCAAAUCUGCUACUGUUCUUGGAAUAGUGAUAAAGUCUGCUGGUGGGACACUAAGUAUCCCAUCACAGCCACAAGAGCAACAGCAAGGACCUACGACCAUCAUGGAGUCGGUGCUGACAGCAUCCAGUUCCCCCACAGGCCGGGUUACCUUCUCCCGUGUCUUUGGCCAACAGUGUCAGCUGAUGGAAGCAGCUGUGCAGUCACUGCACACCCUAAAUGACCAGAUUUCCCACUUCAUUGUCACCAAGUCGAAGGCACUGGAGGAAGACGAUGACCCCUUUCUACCCACGGAGAAAGAGACACUGAAGAACUCUAUGAUAUUGAUGAGACACCUCUUAAUGGAUGCCCAGGCCAAAAUCCUGAGCAUGAUGGAAGACAAUAAGCAGCUCGCGCUCCGCAUCGAUGGGGCGGUCCAGUCGGCCAGCCAGGAGGUGACCAACCUGAGAGCCGAGCUCACGGCCACCAACCGGAGACUGGCGGAAUUGAGCGGCGGAGGCGGCGGCCCCGGCUCGGGCCCGGGAGCUGCGACCAGCGCCUCGGCAGCAACGGUGACGGUGGCUGACUCGGCGGUGGCGACCAUGGAGAACCAUCAGCACAGCGCUCAAGUGCUCCUGCGGGAGGAAGUGGUCCAGCUUCAGGAAGAAGUGCACCUUCUCCGGCAGAUGAAGGAGAUGCUGGCCAAGGACCUGGAGGAGUCACAGGGCGGCAAGUGCUCUGAGGUCCUCUCAGCCACAGAGCUUCGGGUGCAGUUGGUGCAGAAGGAGCAGGAACUGGCCAGAGCCAAAGAAGCCUUGCAAGCCAUGAAAGCCGACCGGAAGCGCUUAAAGGGAGAGAAGACGGACUUGGUAAGCCAAAUGCAGCAGCUGUACGCCACUCUGGAGAGCCGAGAGGAGCAGCUGAGAGACUUCAUCCGCAACUAUGAGCAGCACCGUAAGGAGAGUGAAGAUGCCGUCAAAGCGCUGGCCAAGGAGAAGGACCUCCUGGAGCGGGAAAAGUGGGAGCUUCGUCGGCAGGCCAAGGAGGCCACGGACCACGCCGCCGCCCUGCGCUCCCAGCUGGACCUCAAGGACAACCGCAUGAAGGAGCUGGAAGCCGAGCUAGCCAUGGCCAAGCAGUCCUUAGCCACCCUGACCAAGGAUGUUCCCAAGCGGCAUUCACUCGCCAUGCCUGGAGAGACGGUGCUCAAUGGCAACCAGGAGUGGGUGGUUCAGGCCGACCUCCCGUUGACGGCAGCCAUCCGUCAGAGCCAGCAGACGCUCUAUCACUCCCACCCUCCCCACCCUGCAGACCGGCAAGCGGUCAGGGUGAGCCCCUGCCAUUCAAGGCAGCCUUCCGUCAUCUCCGACGCCUCUGCUGCUGAGGGUGACCGGUCAUCGACACCGAGCGACAUCAACUCCCCACGACACCGGACACACUCCCUCUGCAACGGCGACAGUCCCGGCCCGGUUCAGAAGAGCCUGCACAGUCCUAUUGUACAGUCACUAGAGGAUCUUGAAGACCAAAAACGGAAAAAGAAGAAAGAGAAGAUGGGAUUCGGCUCCAUCUCUCGAGUCUUCGCCAGAGGGAAGCAACGGAAGUCCCUCGACCCGGGCCUCUUUGAUGACUCCGACAGCCAGUGCAGCCCCACACGGCACAGCCUCAGCCUGUCUGAGGGAGAGGAGCAGAUGGACCGUCUACAGCACGUGGAGCUGGUGAGGACCACGCCUAUGUCCCACUGGAAGGCUGGCACAGUGCAGGCCUGGCUGGAGGUGGUGAUGGCCAUGCCCAUGUACGUCAAGGCCUGUGCAGAGAAUGUCAAGAGCGGCAAGGUGCUUCUCAGCCUGAGCGACGAGGACCUGGAGUUGGGGCUGGGUGUGUGCAGCUCCCUGCACAGACGCAAGCUCCGCUUGGCGAUCGAGGACUACCGCGACGCCGAAGCUGGCCGCAGUCUGUCCAAAGCUGCCGACCUGGACCAUCACUGGGUGGCCAAGGCUUGGCUGAACGACAUCGGCCUGUCCCAGUAUUCCCAGGCCUUCCAGAACCACCUGGUUGAUGGGAGGAUGCUGAACUCCCUGAUGAAGCGGGACCUCGAGAAGCACCUGAACGUCUCCAAGAAGUUCCACCAAGUCAGCAUCUUGCUGGGGAUUGAGCUGCUGUACCAAGUGAACUUCAGCAGGGAGGUCCUCCAGGAGCGCCGAGCCCGCUGCGAAACACAGAACACAGACCCUGUGGUCUGGACCAACCAGCGGGUGCUCAAGUGGGUGCGCGAUAUCGACCUGAAGGAGUAUGCGGACAACCUGACCAACAGCGGUGUCCAUGGUGCUGUGCUGGUGCUGGAGCCCACCUUCAAUGCCGAGGCCAUGGCCACCGCCCUAGGCAUCCCCAGCGGAAAGCACAUCCUCCGAAGACACUUGGCAGAGGAGAUGAGCUCCAUCUUCCACCCGGCCAAUCUCUCUCCUCAGCUGCCCCUGGGGAAGAUAGGAAGGGGCUUCAGCAGCAAAGAACCGGAUUUUCACGAUGACUAUGGCUCUCUCGAGAAUGAGGACUGUGCGGAUGAUGACCUCCAAGGCAGGCCUGAACAGUGUCGCUUGGAGGGAUACAACAGCCUGGAGGUCACCAACGUGUAAGAGAGCCGUGUGACUCAACUCUGGAAGAGCAAAGGGAGGAAUAGCCCAGUGGCCCGGGGCUGCCCACCCCCAACUGUACAGAGAGACCUGGGGCUGAGGGCGGAUGUGGUGCCAGGACGGAAUUCCCAGAGACGGCCACCAUUUCCAGUGGGCACCAAGGACAGAGAAUGCCCACCUAGGUGUCUUGUUUCUCUGAAGACAGGCCCUGAGGACACAUCACCCAGCCAUGACCCAGCAGGUGGCCCCAGCGCUGUGGUUCAAGGAACUAGCCCAGUACUCCUGGCACUUUACGCUGAACUUCCAAGAAGGGGAAAGAGUGUCAGGGCUCCACCCUGCUGGGAGGAGCAGGAACCCAACCACCCGCCCCCCCCAAAAAAAAAACCAGCCUUGGCAGAGCCAAGGGUAUUGAGAACCAGUUGCAAAGCCAGCCGGAAGUGGCCAGGUGGUGAAUGCCACCCUUCCACCCACUGGGCAGAGGAUGUAAACUCUCACCUGGUCACUCGCUCUGGAAGGAUGCAAAAUAGCAUGGGCAUUCCUUCCACUUUGAGGGCACUACAUCAUGAGGUGGACAUGUUGGGAGCAGGAGGGGAUCUCUGCAGGGUCAGAGGGGCCUGGCAGCAGCAGCCCCAAAGGAUGCGGACAUCCUGUCACCAGAAUGAAUGUGACUUCAAGAGUGUGUGUUUGUGUGUGUGGUGGUGCGGGUUACUGAGCUCUGUCCCAAACAGCCAUUCCAAGCAUGGGCACAAAAAUGGGAGAGUGCCUGUCAUUAACCCAACAAACCUCUGUCAUGAUGUCACCUGAGACAGAUGUGCUCACCCAUGACCUAACAGAGGUGCAAAUCUCUGGGUCGCUGGGUUGUCCAAGGAAGGAGCUCCCAGCCAGCCCCUUUCUUGAUUGGCCACUAUUUUGCUGUGUGGCUUCCUCCCAGUAGCCCCACCUCUCAGUGCCUCAGUGUCUUACCUAUAAUACUUCCGGUUCCUCCCAGGGAAGCUGUGAGGAUUAACAUGCGCUAACCUUGGUCCCAGGCUUUGAACCUCUCAGGAAACAACCGGAAGGGAUGGGGAGGCGUGCUUAGUCACUUUCAUCCACAACAUUUGCAGACACUGGACAAGUUCGCUCUGUCAAUAGGCAAGGGGGGGUGCAGAGUGUUUAUAUUGAAAACAAGCCCCCAGCAAGGCCUGGGAGGGCCGCCACCACAGUCUGCAGUCCUGGGUGCAGCAGCCAGGCCCAAGCCGACUGAGCAGAGACUUUGCCUACUGACACUAGGGAGACUGGAACACAGCUGUGCGCUGUCACUCUGCACCAAGCCUCUCAGAGGACAUUUGCACCAGGAGUCCAAGGUUCAGAUUCCCAAAGCUGACAGCGGGGGCAGCCUGUGAGCCACCAAAGCCUUCCACAGCGAUAUAUAAAGAGCGUCCCCUUGUAGGAGGACCACACACAGCCCAUGAACUUGAAAGUUGCUGGUCCCCGUGUUGAAGACAUCUUCUCGUUAAUGAUCCCAUGGGCACAGUCUUCCUCACAAUCCAAAUCCAGAGGUCUUGGGAUUGGGAGGACCCUUUCUGUCUGCAUGUCAACCUCCGAUGAACACACAUCAGAUGCCAGAAUGUGCAGGGUGAACCUCUGGGGUAUCUAUAACCCAGCUUUGCUCAGGUCCUGCACCCGGAGUGUUUAUAAUAUGCAUUCCCACCCCUGGAAUCCAGAAGCUACUGAGCCCAUAGCCCAGCAAGGAGAAGGAAGCCCUCUUCUAACUGAGAUCAACUGUCACUCUCAAACUGUGUCCCUAAAGGGUGACAGAGACUCUGGGCCCAGGAAUAUAUCAACAACCUCUCUGGAAGAGUUGCCGGUUAUGCUGGCUCCUUGGAGGGGAAGGUCUAGUUACACCCUCUUCCUAAGGGCUGGGAGUCCUAUGGCAUCAGAAGGCUCCUUCCCGGUGGACUCUGGGCUUCUGCCCCUGGUGCCUCUGCCAGUCUCCAUCCACACCCAGCGGUCACUUCCAGCAGAUUCUCUGUCUUGACUCUUCCAUACAGAAGCUUGUCAUGUGGCUGCUAAAUACAGAAGUGGAGAGAAGGGAUUUCUCUUAAGCCUGGCCAGCAUGGGGCACUUAGAUCAGGAACACCCCAAACCCCCCAAAAAAUAACUGUGGUCAUGAAGAUGGGUGGGGUCUUGGCAGAUGUGACUUUGGAGUUCACUGCAGGAGCCUGGGGGAGAGACAGCCCUGCUGGGACCAUGACACCCCUUCCCAGAAAGCCUCUUAUUCCAAUGAUCUAUUCACAAGCUGUGGGGAAAGGUGCCUCCUGGGUGGUGGCAACUUCUGGGUCUCACUCUAGGAGAGGCCACCAGUGUGGAUGUGACAAUGUCCCUGACCCAGGAAAGGUUUGUAAAUGUAAAGCAAAUGAGCCAUGAAUGGCAGAGUCCCACACCUUCCCCAAGGAAUUCUAACACUGUAACAAUAAAUGCUCGGCCUGAGGCCACCCCUC
This is a messenger RNA of Peromyscus maniculatus bairdii (prairie deer mouse), 5968 nucleotides long. NCBI's taxonomy places the organism in Eukaryota, Metazoa, Chordata, Mammalia, Rodentia, Cricetidae. The record is from RefSeq and is a predicted model, not a curated record.